AGGAAUUGUCAAUUGUGAAAUACCCACAAAAGGCGAUAACACUAUAUCAAGUACUUUAAGCAUGCUAUUUAUUUGGACUUUUCACCAUUAUAUUUAUAGAAGAACCGAAGCUACCUUGAAAGAGCUUGAGCCACACCAAGAUUGUACAGAGAAAUAGAGACACAUUAUUUAAUUUGUGUUGUUGAACUGUGAAUUGCUGCAGUGAUAUCAACCAUGGCAAAGACUCCUUGUUGUGAGAGGAUGGGGAUGAAGAAGGGACCUUGGACUGCUGAGGAAGAUCACAUAUUGAUUUCUCAUAUUCAAACAUAUGGCCAUGGAAACUGGCGUGCUCUUCCUAAACAAGCAGGUUUGUUGAGGUGUGGGAAAAGUUGUAGGCUUCGAUGGAUAAAUUACUUGAGACCAGAUAUCAAACGAGGGAAAUUCAGCAAGGAAGAAGAAGAUACCAUCCUAAAGCUACAUCAACUUCUAGGAAAUAGAUGGUCUACUAUUGCGGCAAGAUUACCAGGACGAACAGACAAUGAAAUUAAGAACUUUUGGCAUACACAUUUGAAGAAGAGGGUGGAGAGAGGUGAAGUGCACGCAGCCAAUACCUCUUCACAUACCUUGCAAGAUGGUUCAGGCACUCUAUUAGCUAUGCCACAAGUACUAGCUGUGGAUGCAUCAAAUGCUGCUUCUAUUGUCAAUUAUGGUUCUACCUCAGGGAAGAAUCCACCUUGUGAUACUUCAGGAGAAACCAUGGGCAAUCAUGGUUCCAAUCAGAUCAGUGAAGAAAUGGAAUUUUGGUACAACAUAUUCAUCAAAUCAGGACAGCCAUCAUGAGGGAAUCAAAAUUUUAGGAUAGAUUGCCUCAUAUGACGCCUCAUGUCAUAUGGUACCUUUUUUUUUAUGUCAAUUUUGGUUUUAGCUUUGUGUGUGUACAAACUAAAAUUUGUGUUUAGUAAGGGUUUGUAAAAUUUCAAUUGUAUAACAUUAAUUUCAAUUAAAAUGAGUUUGAUUUGAAUUUGAAACUUUUGACAAG
Lotus japonicus is the source of this 1018-nucleotide messenger RNA. RefSeq names its product transcription factor MYB4-like. The transcript has 3 exons. Lineage: Eukaryota; Viridiplantae; Streptophyta; Magnoliopsida; Fabales; Fabaceae. The coding region runs from base 214 to 819 and encodes 201 amino acids. The record is from RefSeq and is a predicted model, not a curated record.